This is a messenger RNA of Hibiscus syriacus, 1287 nucleotides long. RefSeq lists its product as uncharacterized. Bases 1 to 1287 code for a protein of 428 amino acids. The record is from RefSeq and is a predicted model, not a curated record. The transcript has 5 exons. Lineage: Eukaryota; Viridiplantae; Streptophyta; Magnoliopsida; Malvales; Malvaceae.
AUGCAAUUCAUUUAUGUUUUACCUGGGUGGGAAGGUUCUGCAGCUUAUGGUAGAAUACUCAGAGACGCCAUUAGUAGAAAAAACGGUUUAAAUGUUCCACAAGGGUGUUACUACUUAUGUGAUGCUGGAUACACGAAUGGAGAGGGAUUUCUUGCACCAUAUAGAGGUCAAAGAUACUACUUGAAUGAUUGGAGAGAAAGACACCAACCUACCACCCCUCAAGAAUAUUUCAACAUGAAACAUUCUCAAGCUAGGAAUUGCAUUGAGAGAUGUUUUGGCAUACUGAAAGCGAGAUGGGGCAAUUUUAAGGGAAAAAUCCUUUUAUCCAGUGAAAACACAAUAUUGUUUCGAAGAGCAAUAUGUCAACAUCAAAUAUGGAAUCUCAAAGGGGGGGGGGGGAAACCGACAUCUAGAAAGGGUAAGUCUUUAGUAACUAAAAGGACAUGGACUAAAGAGAAUGAUGCUGCACUUGUUGAAUGUUUACAUAUUUUGGCUGAAGACCCACAUUGGAAAGCUAAUAAUGGAACAUUUAGAUCAGGUUAUUUAUCUAAUCUUGAAAAGAUGUUAGAAAUCAAGCUUUCGACAUCACAAAUUAGGGCCCAUCCACAUAUUGAAUCUAGAGUUAAGCUACUCAAAAGACAAUACAAUGCUUUAUCUGAAAUGUUGAAUAUUGGAAGUGGAUUCGGUUGGAAUGAAGAAGAAAAAUGUUUAACUGUACCAAAGGAUGUGUUUGAUGAUUGGGUUAGAAGUCAUCUAACUGCUGCUGGAUUGAGAAACAAGUUAUUUCCAUUCUUUGAUGACUUUGUUCAUAUAUUUGGAAAAGAAAGAGCUACAGGAACAGCAGCUGAUGCAGAGGAACAUAUUGAUGUUGAAGACAAUGCAUUUAUAGAUACAUUACUUGAAGAAGAUGGAGUAAGAGAUUCUGAAUCAAGAGAGGAUGUUGGUGCUUCAACUUGCCAAACAUCUGAUGCUACUGCCUCUACCCCUACAAUGAAAAAAAUAGCUAGCAAGAAAAGGUCUCGAAGUGAUGAUGGGUUAACCGAGCUUGUACAGGAGAUAAGUAAGUUCGGUGUUGCAUACCGAGAAACUACCAAAGAAAUUAAGGAUAUUACUGCUUUAUUGAAAAAUAAGGCAGAAGGAAAUGAUCGAAGAAUGUCGAUUUUCAUUGAAAUCAUGAAAAUUGAAGGCAUGUCCACUGAUGAAAUGCUUACUGCAGAAGAGUAUAUUAGCAAAGAUGCGCACAAGUAUAUGACUUGCAAGUAUUGUGCUAGUUUUCGAAUAUGUUAA